Molecule: messenger RNA, 940 nt
Organism: Galendromus occidentalis (western predatory mite)
Lineage: Eukaryota; Metazoa; Arthropoda; Arachnida; Mesostigmata; Phytoseiidae
Product: glutathione S-transferase Mu 1
Exons: 4
Coding region: 135-857 (240 amino acids)
Biological process (GO): glutathione metabolic process
Molecular function (GO): glutathione transferase activity
Source: RefSeq, a predicted model, not a curated record
AUGGCUGCGACAGACCAUCAGCGGAGCACUCGCCGCGUUCUUUCUCCGUCUCAAGGACUCUUCAAUUGUCAACUAGUCCGGCAUUCGUGGCAUAGCAAAUCACCGCCGUCAGCUAGCGUGAGCGUUCCACCGUGAUGAGUUCAGUGAUUCUGGGAUACUGGGACCUGCGAGGCCUCGGACAGUCGAUACGACUGUUGCUGGAGCAGGUCGGCGAAAAAUAUGAAGAGACACGCUACACAUUGGGGAACGAUCUUCAGAAAAACGAGUGGAGGACAAUCAAGACUUCGUCUCCGUUGAUCAUUGGCGGACCCGGCGAGAGCCGUAUGGAUUUCCCGAAUUUGCCGUACUACAUUGAAACAAAGGCUGACGGGUCGCAGCUGAAGCUCAGUCAAAGUGUGGCCAUCAUGAGGUAUCUCGGAGAGAAGCAUGGACUCAUUCCCACCUCUCUGGAAGAACGCGCUCUGCUCACAGUCUACGAGCAAGAGGUGACCGAUCUACGGGCAGCCAUUUGUGGAUAUUGCUAUGGAGGGACCUUCCCACACAAGUUCAGGUUUCCGAACUACGUGCAAGAUAUCAGAGACGUCCUGAAAACAUGGGACCAGUUUCUGGACAAGAAGCAAUGGAUCAUGGGAGAUUUAAUGACCUAUGUCGACUUUUACUUGUACGAAAUGCUCGACUGGCACAUCCUUCUCGACAAGACUAUCCUGGACGCUUUCCCGAAUAUCGCCUCUUAUUCUGAGCGGAUCAGGAAAUUACCGGCGAUUGAGGCCUACAUGAAAUCCGACAGAUACAUAGAUUGGCCCCUCGUCAGCCCGCUUGCCCCGGUCUGGGGGAGCAUCAACCACAGCAAAGCAUAACAAUACAGUCGAUCACAGGAUAUUACGAUACUCUGCGGAGAAUGAGAAAUUAUCCCCAAUAAAGCAUCUAGCUGAACCUCAGG